Molecule: messenger RNA, 3300 nt
Organism: Pseudonaja textilis
Lineage: Eukaryota; Metazoa; Chordata; Lepidosauria; Squamata; Elapidae
Gene: HSPA4L
Product: heat shock protein family A (Hsp70) member 4 like
Biological process (GO): protein folding
Cellular component (GO): nucleus; cytosol
Molecular function (GO): ATP binding; ATP-dependent protein folding chaperone
Source: RefSeq, a predicted model, not a curated record
CGGUUGUUGUUCCGCAGUGACAGAACGAGCGAACGAGCGACUCGCCGAGGUGCCGUCUCCCCGCCGCGAGCACUGUCCCGCGGGGGCCCGCCGCGGUAACGCGGAGGGAGGGGUGAGGAAGAAAACGGACCGCACCCGCCGCAGUCAUGUCUGUGGUGGGCAUCGACCUGGGCUUUCAGAACUGCUACAUCGCGGUGGCGCGGAGGGGCGGCAUCGAGACCAUCGCCAAUGAGUACAGCGACCGCUGCACCCCAGCUUGUAUAUCUUUGGGAUCCAAAGCCCGGACUAUUGGAAAUGCAGCAAAAAGCCAGAUUAUCACAAAUAUUAAGAAUACAUUACAUGGAUUUAAAAAGCUGCAUGGGAGAGCAUUUAAUGAUCCCUUUAUAAAGUCUGAAAAAGAGAAACUGCCAUAUGAGCUUCAGAAAUUACCUAAUGGGAGUGUAGGAGUAAAGGUACGAUAUUUGGAUGAAGACAGAUUAUUUGCUGUUGAACAAGUUACUGGUAUGCUAUUAGUUAAACUUAAGGAGACAUCAGAAAGUGCACUUAAAAAACCUGUAGCAGAUUGUGUCAUUUCCAUCCCAAGCUUUUUUACUGAUGCCGAGAGAAGGUCUGUUAUAGCAGCAGUGCAAGUGGCAGGUUUAAAUUGCCUGAGACUAAUGAAUGAAACUACAGCAGUUGCUUUAGCCUAUGGAAUUUAUAAACAGGAUCUACCAGCCCCAGAGGAGAAACCAAGGAAUGUAGUUUUUGUAGACAUGGGACAUUCAGCCUACCAGAUUUCUGUUUGUGCAUUUAACAAAGGAAAAUUGAAGGUACUUGCUACUACAUUUGAUCCCUUUUUGGGUGGUAGAAACUUUGAUGAUGCUUUGGUAGAUUAUUUCUGUGAAGAGUUCAGGAUCAAAUAUAAACUUAAUGUUAAGGACAAUGGUCGAGCAUUGCUACGGUUAUACCAGGAAUGUGAAAAACUGAAGAAGCUGAUGAGUGCAAAUACUUCUGAUCUUCCAGUAAACAUAGAAUGCUUUAUGAAUGACGUUGAUGUCUCUAGCAAAAUGAACAGGGCUCAGUUUGAACAAUUGUGUGUAUCUCUUCUGGCCAGAGUAGAACCUCCUUUGAGAGCAGUGAUGGAACAAGCUAAAUUACAGCGUGAAGAUAUUUACAGUGUAGAAAUAGUAGGUGGAGCAACUCGUAUUCCAGCUGUGAAGGAACAGAUUUGCAAUUUUUUCUGUAAAGAGAUAAGUACCACAUUAAAUGCAGAUGAAGCUGUUGCAAGGGGUUGUGCAUUACAGUGUGCAAUUCUGUCCCCAGCGUUUAAAGUCCGUGAAUUUUCCAUCACAGAUGUUGUUCCUUACUCAAUUACUCUGAGGUGGCAAUCAUCUUUUGAGGAAGGAACAGGUGAAUGUGAAGUCUUCAGCAAAACUCAUGCUUCUCCAUUCUCAAAAGUUAUUACUUUCCACAAAAAAGAGCCUUUUGAACUGGAAGCAUUUUAUACACAUCCUCAUGAUGUUCCUUAUCCUGAUACAAGAAUAGGCCAUUUUGUUAUUCAAAAUGUUGGUCCCCAAAACGAUGGUGAUAAUUCAAAAGUUAAAGUUAAAGUGCGAGUUAAUAUCCAUGGAAUCUUCAGUGUGGCUAAUGCAUCUGUAGUAGAGAAGCAAAAUUUGGACAAUGAGCCUAACGAUAUUCCAAUGGACACAGAAUUGUCAUGUAGGAAUCAAAGCAAAGAUGAACUAGCUAAAAUGCAGAUUGAUCAAGAUGAUGGUAAUCAAAAGAGCCAAAUAGAACAAAGUCAAACAGAUGAGGAAACUGAUCAUAUAGGUACUGAAGGAAAGACUGCUUCAGGAGACAAGAUUGAUGCAAAUCAAUCAAGCAAAACAAAGAUCAAGUGCAUUGAUCUGCCUAUCCAUGUUAACUUAUACAGACAGGUUGACCAGGAUCUUAUUAAUUGCUACAUUGAAAAUGAGCGGAAGAUGAUAAUGCAAGACAUUUUGGAGAAGGAGAAAAAUGAUGCGAAAAAUGCUGUUGAAGAAUAUGUGUAUGAUUUGAGAGAUAAGCUUUGUGGUGUCUAUGAAAAAUUCAUAACUGAAGAUGAUUCAAGAAAAAUAACAUUAAUGUUAGAGGAUAUAGAAAACUGGCUUUAUGAAGAUGGAGAGGACCAACCAAAACAUGUAUAUGUGGAAAAACUUCAGGAAAUGAAAAAAUUUGGUGGCCCUGUUCAUGAUAGAUAUAAGGAAUAUGAAGAAAGACCAAAAGCUUUAUUUGAUUUAGAAAAUAAACUCCAGAUGCUUAUGAAAACACUAGAAGAAUAUGAAAAUAAGGAUAAAAAAUAUGAUCACAUUGAUCCUGUUGAUAUGGAAAAGGUUGAAAAAUAUGCCAGUGAAACUAUGAACUGGCUGAGCUCAAAAAUGCAUAUACAGCACAGACUGAAUUUGACACAGGAUCCUAUUAUUAAGGUGGCAGAAAUAAAAGCAAAAUCUAAGGAACUGGACAAUUUAUGUAAUCCAAUUAUUUACAAACCUAAGUCCAAAGGAGAACCACUGUCUAAAGAUCAAGGAAAAUCUAAUAGUGAACAAAACAGGCCAAUGAAUGGACAAGGCAGCUCUGACGCUAAAUUAGACGAUAGUUGCCAACAGCCUAAAUCAUCUGAAGAAAUGGAUAUGGACUAAGUUUUAUACUUCUUUGAGUUCAUUAAAAACAGUGCAAGUAAUCAGAGGGUCCUUUUUUUCUUAAUUCACACUACAUAUGUUCAGUUAUUUAAAAAAAACUUUCUGUCCUUUAUUCUUUUCAUUAGGUUUGAAAGUGUUUCUAUUGAGUACAUUCUUAUUGUUCAUUCCAUUAAGUUUAUUGUGAAACUUUAGUUGAAUGUAGAUUGUAAUCAGUUUAAGCUUUUAUGAUAUACUUUAUAUCAAAGAGGCAGAACUGAUACCUAAAUGACAACAAUCUACCUUAUUCAAAGCUUUUAUUGUGAGUAAGCCACUGUUCCUUUAUUCAUGGAAGGCCACUGUAUUGCACUUACAAUGCUGAAGUGUAGAUUUUUGCAUCUUUAUUUUAGAAGAUAUUCAGUUUGAUGUGGCUUGAACAUCACCACUAGAAGCACUGACCUUUUUUAAUUGUUGUAUUGUUCUAAUUUAAAUAUUAAAAUAGAGGUUAGUAGGCAAACUAGUUCAUCUUGUUGAUGUACCACAAAAACCUGUAAGAAUUUUGUUGAUCAAUAUCCAAAGCUUGAAAGGACUUUACACCAGCAGCAUUCUUUGUCAUCAAACUAGUAACAAGAUUCAAAAUAAAACUCGUGGUCCCCGUGUUCACACA